AUGGCAACGGUUACUGAGAGUGCCUCGACAACGAUCUUAGGAAACGGUACCGCGCAAGAGACCAUGGGCGCUCGGACAGUUCCCAUAAUAACCACCACCACUCCUACCCCUACUCCCAUAAAGAUGUCGGCGCCGUCUCCUCGGGGCGAUCCCAUGGACCUCACGACGCCAACAAGCUCCUCUGCCCCUGGCUCCUCUAGCAAGAGUCCCGAAGGCGAAGGGCACGACCAGAACAUCAGCUCUUCCUCGAACGACCAACAUCUAGCUUCCACCAACACCAUGCCCGCUCCUGUAGCGGCUGCUCAGGCAGUCCACCACCAGACCAAGAUUGUCCAGACAGCCUUUAUACAUAAGCUCUACAACAUGCUGGAGGAUCAAAGCAUACGGCAUCUCAUCAGCUGGUCGAAUUCGAACGAGAGUUUUGUCGUCUCUCCUUCACAGGAAUUCUCAAAAGUUCUUGCUACAUAUUUUAAACAUACAAACAUAUCCUCCUUCGUGCGACAGCUGAAUAUGUAUGGCUUCCACAAAGUAGUCAGCGAUGUGUUCGCUACCGGAAAUCCCGAGACUGUGCUGUGGGAAUUCAAGCAUGGCAACGGAAACUUUAAACGGGGCGAUUUGGUCGGGUUACGCGAAAUCAAGCGAAGAGCCUCACGCCAUACUUUGAUCCACCGAGAGUAUAACAAUUCCAAACCGACCCCUUCUCAACCCGGCACUCCUUCAGAGCCCAUGCCACCCAUCCCAGACGGAGUAGAUCCGAGAAUUAUCAACAUUGAGCACAACAUGUACGACAUCAGUGCGAGAAUGCAGCGAAGCGAAGAGAAUGCUCAUUAUAUGCACGUCAAAAACCAAGCCAUGAUGGACACGAUAACAAGGUUACUGGAAUUCAACCAGACCUUGACGAGGACACUGCUUGCGCUGGUCCCUGAUCCUAACCAAUCCAUACACCAAGAGGUUCUGAGACUGCAACUCGAUUUGCAACGACAGUCUGAGACCUUCCGUUCAGUGGAUGAACCGCACGAGCCUCCGCUUUCCAGUAGCCGGCAAUUCUUUGCAAAUCUGGAAAAUCCGCCCUUGUCUCCCAGGCAGCACGCGCAGGAUGACCAGCGAAGGCUCAACGCAGCACAAGCCAGAGGCCCGAAUUACUAUAGACCACCUGUGCCCUCUAACUUGUCCAUUUCAUCGCGCCGCCAAUACGGAUCAGUCAGCGGUGCUACUCCUCCCAUUAUCAACCAACCAUCACCCUCCCCGCUCCGCCCUCAAGCACCGCCUGUGCCCUCAGGACCCCAUCCUCUGUCCAAUGUCGAAGGGCCGCCUGGUAGUCUAGCUCGACGACAUACUUCGGCCGACAUCAGAGCUCAUGGCUGGGUGCCGAACCCUAGCCCGUUGGCAGGGUCUGGUCCAUCAUCAUCUCAGUGGCCUUCAUCCCCAAGUCGUCUGCCCAUGGAUGACCGAGGGCCCCGCGACACUCUCUCCACGUUUCCGCCUCACUCACAUUCCCAGUCGCGGCCUUCAACGCCUCCUCCUCCGCCACCCCCGUUCUCCAAUGGCAUCAAUAACAUGGAUAGCAUUAACAACAAUUUCAACGGCUGGUCGUGGGGAGCAGCAAACAGAGAGAAUAAGAACCUUUCUAUCAAAGACAGCUCUCUCCCGCCGACGCGCAGGGGGAGCAUGGCCCAUAUCCUCAACCCUACCGAUACUGCUGAACAGGAGAACGAAGACGAUGGUAGAGAAGAAGACAGGAAGAGAAAGAGACUUCUCUGA
Pestalotiopsis fici W106-1 is the source of this 1761-nucleotide messenger RNA. RefSeq lists its product as uncharacterized. The transcript has 5 exons. Gene Ontology annotation, biological process: regulation of DNA-templated transcription. Gene Ontology annotation, molecular function: DNA-binding transcription factor activity; sequence-specific DNA binding. Bases 1 to 1761 code for a protein of 586 amino acids. The record is from RefSeq and is a predicted model, not a curated record. NCBI's taxonomy places the organism in Eukaryota, Fungi, Ascomycota, Sordariomycetes, Amphisphaeriales, Sporocadaceae.